CUUUGUUUUUUUCUAUACGCGUACGUGAUAGGAACUGUCAGUGCUGUAACCGGUCGGUCACGAGUUUGGUACAAACAAAAACGCAAGGAAACGAAGGAAUGAGCGAGAGUAGGGGGGUGAGAGAGAAGAUAAAAAAAGUAGAAAGGAAAAGAGAGAGCUGAAUCUGUGAGCGCCGCUAAACCGAGCGUCGAGCGCGUAGCAUUACGAGUAGACGCUUCGCUAUCGACAAAAAAUGGAAGUGGAAAAACAGAAUUCUCGUGUAAAAAGAAGAAAAUUUGUGUGGCAAUGAAAAGUAUGUGACAAAAGUACGCAAGUAGUCGAAAAAUGCAAAAUCGAAAGUCUAGAAUAUGAAAGAACAUGGACAUGAUUGAUGAGAAGCAAAAAAAUCUUGAAUGCACGACUGAAGCAGAAUGCGAAGAGAAAAAAGGCAUUCGAAGUUGUAAACACCAAGGGAGGACUGUAAUUAACGAGAAAAAAUCGCGCAACAUCGAAACGGGAAGCAAAUACACGAGCUAUAAGGACGAAUUCGCACGAGUCGAUAAAACAAAGGAAAAGAUGAAAAAAUAGUGGAAAAAAGCGGAACGAAAAGAGACUAAAAUUACGGAGGGAGCAUCGUGGACAGCGGCGAAGUAUCGUUCGGCGCGCACGGGGACGCGUAAGUGCGAGAGAGUAGAGAGUUGAGCCGGUCGAACGUCGAGUGUCUCCGUCUCUGUCGAUUCCGUUCGGGUGGUCUCGAGUAGAAGAGUGGGGAGCGAGCGGUGCGGGUUCGUGCAGGAUCGGGCGCGGGAUUCGACGGUGGCGCGGCGCUCGUGGGGCUCGGCCGAGCCGGGAAACAGGCUGCCGGCGCAGCGGCGAAUGGAGCGCCGCAGUCGCGCGCUUGCACUCUCAGCGGUAAGCGGAGGCAGUGUGAUACACGCGCAUCCAAUAUCCGUUCGUUGAUAUACGUUUGUUUCGCGUAUUACAACAAAAUAUUCAAAUAAACAUAUACACAUACACACAACCAUUCAUGUAUAUAUAAAUUGAAAUAUAUACAUGUGUAUGUAUAUAUGUAUCUAUAAAUAUAUAUGUGAAUAUACAUACAUAUAUUUAUAUACAUGUGUAUAUGUACACAAACGUCUAUUACCUGUGCGUGCCACCCUCGUUAAUAAAACUUCUCGCUAACGAAACGCACCGGAGAGUCUCGAUAUCGUCGUGUUUUCGAGACUUUCAAAUGAAUGAGCGUUUAUCGGCGUAUUUGCCUUUCGGAGCAACUUCGUCGUCUCGCUUGGAUAAUCCAUUACUUUUUAUUUUCUCCAAUCCUCGAACGGCCCUCUGUGUUUUUUCUUCCGCAAAUACUUACGCGUAAACACUCAAAUGUACACAAGGUCGUCCAUGCUUUCGAAGGACCUGGAUUAAAACGAGGCGCAUGUGAUUCUACUCUACCUAUACAUAUAUAUCGAACGUAUAUAUGGUGUGUGCAUACUUAUAUUUAUAUUGAUGAUCCGAGUGAUGUGCACGUGUGUACCAGUGUACAAAAAGUGUUGAAAUAUCGUUUUGUUAUACGAUUUUCGUGCAAUCGUGGUUUAUUAUCUACCCAACCGGAAUAUUACGGAUCUGCGCGCCUUAUAUGGUGGUGAAAGUCGAGCUCAGGUCGGGAAAGGUGGACUUCUCGACGAAUAACUGCAAUGUGGCUAAGUGGGGAAACACGAGGAGGUGAUAAAGACUUCUGACCUUCUGUGCGUCGCGAGAGGGAAAAUUUUUCUCGUUGUCACACUUAAAGCCUUUAUUAUUUAUUAUUAUUAUUGUUAUUAUUAAUAUUGAUAUUAUUUUUUUUCGCAUUAUUUUUCGUCGUUAUCAUUCGCGGUCGCGGAAAAACGUCAAUUUCAAGUUAGAGAAGUCAUUGGAACACACGCGAAAAACACACACCCAAAUUGAUCCUUCUCAAAGCUCCGAUCGAUCGUUAUACAUACGAGGAACACAAAGAAAUACGAGAGAGAAAAUAAAAAAUAUUAAAUAAACCUUUAAAUACCAAGCGCAUAUAGCAAACGCAUAUUAAAAUUACCUUAAAAAAUACCUCGUACCUACAAGUACCUUCAAACAUAUAUUUAAAACAAAAACGAAUAAUAUUAAUAUUAAUAAUAAUAAUAAUAAUAAUAAUCAUAAUAAUAACAACAUUAAUAACAACGUAAAUUUUAAUAAUAAUAAUCAUCAUAAUAUUAAUAGUAAUACUAAUAACAAUAUAAUACUCUACCUUUCACAGCGCAAUAGUGCCUGGACCCCCGAGUCAGAGAUAUAAUUAUUAUCGAAAAGAUAUGACAAAAGAGUUAUUUAAUUUAAACGAGAAUAACGAGUAAAAUACUUUGAAAACGGUGAAAUAAUAUCGCGUAAUAAGGUUUGGACACCGACCACUUGUUACGUCGAGGAAAAAAUCUUGUUGACUAACAACCAACAAAAUAUUGCAAUAAAAAUUGAAUGAAAGAAGAAAAAUCUCAUACGUUAUGGGACACUUGAAUACACCGAUAUAAACGUUUUCGAAGAAGAUUAAUCGAACCAGGACAGCAAAGUACCUGCAGACAAAUAUAUUUAUUAUCAUUGAUUGAGUAAUACGUCGAAUAAAUAAUAAAACGGGAGGAUAUAUAGCGAUCGAUCGAUAAAAAAAAAAAGAGAGAUGAAAAUAAUGGUGAAAUAAUUUUAAGAGUAAUAAUAAAUAUACGGAAAACGUAAAAUCAAUAAAUCUAAUGAAAAUGAAGAAAAACGUCGAAUGAUCAUAAUAGUGCGCGAAUCAGUGUUCUGUUGCUUAUGGGAUAUUCGCUUUUGAAAAAAACCAUCAACUUAUAUCACAAAUGGAUAAUCGAGAUUUCUGAGGAUUAAUAUUUCCUUCGUUUCGCAAAGUGGAUUUUUUCAAACCUACGAGACAUCUUUCAUUACAACGUACGAUCUUAUUAUUCUUGCUAUUUUAUUCUCCGCGAUACUAUUAUUCGACACGGGGAUUUUGGACGCUCCGGAUUCACAAUAUCUCGAGAUACCUCAGGACAGCAGAAAUACCAUCGCAGAUGAGCAGGAUGCAGGGCAGCGUCUCAAUGCCCACGUGAAAAUGCGAUGGCCCAUGGGAAUAUAAAUAAUUUGACAAGUAAACAUAAUAACAAUAUUAAUAACCGUACUAAUCGUAAUAAUCGUCACAGUCGUAAUAAUCGUUAUAAUUAUAAUAAUCAUAAAAAGUAGCGUGUUAACGUAAAAAGUGGAAAAAAAAAUAAGAGAUUUAAAAAUUUACAAAGUGCGAACCAACAAACCUCCAGUGCAAAGACAAACAAUAAGAGAGACUUCAUCUUAUCAAAGAGAGACGGUGAAGACUUUAUUUUUCGUGGAUUAAGAUUCAAGGCUUUGGAAGGAGCGAGCUAGUGUUGCCGUGUGCGUGUGUGCGUGAGUGCGUGUGUUUGCCUCUUUCUUCGUACGCGGACGUGAAAGGGGAAGAUAGAAAAAAAAACGUGGAAGGGACUAACCAGAGAUAAAGAGAACGGGAACGUGGAGCUUUUUUUGAAAUAAUAGUACAAGAAUCAGGUACGGAGACUGUGCCUCCAUGGAUGUUUGCAGUAAUCGAAUUCACUUUUCGAAUAAAUCAGAUAAAUAAAGUUUGAUUUGUGUACAAUUCGUAUAGAUAAUAUAUGUAACGAGUGAUAAAAAAAAAAAAAAAAGCAGAAAAAGAGAAAGUGAAAAUAGGAAUAACCUUGUGCAAGUGUCAUCGGUGCAGCUCUCGAAUCAGGUUUCCUCGUCCUGUUUUCGCUCGUUCGUAUAAAGAAAGAGGAAUUAACGAAUAACAACAAGAAAGAAGAGUGGCAUUGGAAAAACUAUCGGGACGCUGGUAAGGACGAAAACGAACGAAAGUCUGAGGGCACAUGAUGGAAAAAGCCGUGGCUCGAUCGCUAACGGUGUACUACGAUUAUAACGAUCUAUCUCCGGAAUCAGAGUCAACGAGUAGGACAUCCUUAUCGAAGGAAUUUGCGACGAUCGCUCUUCUUUUCCAGGAGGCCUAUAAUUUUGGAUAAAACGAAUAAAGGCGUGGUAGAAAAGAAAGGAAGAAAGAUUAUAAACGGUCGGCAAUCUCAGAGAUCUCGGCUUUCCAUCGGCAUUCCUCUGCAACGAAGAUCAUAAUAGGAAGCACCGAAGGACUUCCUAGGUUGGUGGAACAAUUCCGUAUCAAUGGUCAGUCGUCUGGAUCGGAUUUUUACACACUCGCUUAGUGCACCAGUUGGCGUUGAUCGUCUCGUUUGCUAAUAAAUCUGUCCUAAGAGGCGAGGUCGAAACACGAGCUGUCCUGGAACGUAGGGCGAUUCGUGAAUGAAUAAAAAGCAGCCGUACACUGAGCUCUUGAAUGUGCGUAGUAGAUCGGGUACAUGAGACUGUGCCCGCCGGUGACAACGUCAUCCUCGACAAUAUGCGCGGAGCUGCAAGUGGUGCUUCACCCUCGACAGUUUCCAUUAAAGUCGGUAGAACACGUGUCACGGUGACGAGUUUGGUGAGCAACAACGUUACGGUGCGUUACAAUGAGGCGUCGCGGGGCGGUGUUCCCGGGACGACGACGACGACGACGGCGAGUGACAUCGGCGGCGGUGGCGGUGGCGGAGGCGGUGGAACCCUUACAGGACUUGCUCUGGCACCCUCAUCCAGGAUGAGUCCACCAUCCAAUAUGGACACGUCGGAAGGUCCCACGCUCGGAGGCGGUCCGGCGGUCGCGUUGAUUAAGGCCGAGACACCAGAAGGACAGCACAGAGCUACAACUUCCGCGUCAGCGGUUACGGGACCAGUCGGACCGGGAAGUGGCCUCUUCGCUGGCAUAGCUAGCAGCAAUAAACGUCCGAGGCCCGAUGAUUGGCUGGCACCAAAUAGCCCGAGCUCACCGCAAGGCCCGCUCCCGACUCAACACCUCAUUUAUACGACCCCACAGCAACAAUUGUCCAAUGCUCAGCAGCAGCAACAGCAGCAGCAGCAACAACAACAACAACAGCAACAGCAACAGUCACAAUCGCAACAACAAUCGCAACAACAGCCCCCCCAACAAUCAGCCUCCCAAACCCAAGUGCAAACGUUACAAAUGCAGCAGCAACAACAACAACAACAACAACAACAGCCUCCGAUGGCUCAUUCGACUCCGAUUAGCCAACCUCAAGUGCAACCUCAACAACAACAACAACAACAACCCCCGAACAACAACGGUUACGCAAGUCCCAUGUCCUCGGGAAGCUACGAUCCCUACAGCCCUAACGGAAAAAUAGGAAGGGACGACCUUUCGCCGCCGAGCUCGCUAAACGGAUACAGCGCGGAUAGCUGCGAUGCGAAAAAGAAAAAAGGCCCCAUGCCCAGGCAACAGGAAGAACUUUGUCUCGUGUGUGGGGAUCGGGCCUCUGGUUAUCACUACAACGCCCUUACGUGCGAGGGAUGCAAAGGCUUCUUCCGAAGAAGCAUCACCAAAAAUGCCGUCUAUCAAUGUAAAUACGGCAACAAUUGUGAAAUCGACAUGUACAUGAGACGCAAGUGUCAAGAAUGUCGGUUAAAAAAGUGCCUGACCGUUGGUAUGAGACCGGAAUGCGUCGUGCCCGAAUAUCAAUGUGCAGUCAAGCGUAAGGAGAAGAAGGCCCAGAAGGAAAAAGAUAAGCCGAACAGCACAACGAUGAAUGGAUCUCCCGGCAGCAUCAGCGGUAUGGUGCCCGAUCAAAUGGGAGUUAAGAUGGAACCCGCGGAGGCCGAAUGUCUAUCGAUGUCCGGAAGUAGCAGCGUCGGUACGACACCAGGCUCCCAUAACGGCGUCAAGCCCGUCAGUCCUGAACAGGAGGAACUCAUACACAGGCUCGUUUAUUAUCAAAACGAGUUCGAGCAGCCCAGUGACGAGGACAUCAAGAGGAUUACCAAUCAACCUACGGAGGGCGAAGAUCCGAGUGACAUAAGGUUUAGGCAUAUUACCGAAAUAACGAUAUUAACGGUACAACUGAUCGUCGAGUUUGCCAAGAGGUUACCAGGCUUCGACAAGCUUUUGCGGGAAGAUCAAAUAGCUCUCUUGAAGGCUUGCUCGAGCGAGGUUAUGAUGCUGAGGAUGGCGAGAAAAUACGACGUGCAAACGGACAGUAUCGUAUUCGCGAACAAUCAGCCGUACACGAGAGACAGUUACAGCCUCGCUGGAAUGGGCGAAACGAUCGAGGAUCUUUUACACUUUUGUCGGCACAUGUACAACAUGAAGGUCAACAAUGCCGAAUACGCGCUUCUCACGGCCAUCGUUAUUUUCUCAGAGAGGCCAAAUUUACUGGAAGCGUGGAAAGUGGAAAAGAUACAGGAAAUUUAUCUCGAAGCAUUGAAGGCGUACGUGGACAAUCGACGAAAGCCUCGAUCGGGAACGGUAUUCGCGAAGCUCUUGUCCGUUUUAACGGAGCUCAGGACCCUCGGCAACCAGAACAGCGAAAUGUGCUUCAGCCUCAAGCUCAAGAACAAGAAGCUGCCUCCCUUCCUCGCCGAGAUCUGGGACGUGAUGCCCUAGUUCCUCAACUCUCUGUUUCGCAUCGAACGAGACAAUGAGGAAUAACUUAUUUGGAGGAAGACGAGAAAAGGAAAAAGAGAUGUCCGCGUGAAUGAAAGAUGAAAAGGAAUACUGGAUCAUUGUGGCUCCGCGUUCCGCGUCGUCUCGAUAAUUCGUCUACGGAGCGACGUCCGAAGCUUCGCCGGAACAAAUAUUCGCCUCGGACUCGAGCUGAAGUAACCCGAGGUCUGAGAUUCGUGCGAAGAAAGGCCGCGGCGUCUGCAAAUCGUGCGCAAAGAAAAUUAGAUUUUCAACGAGCGUGAAAUUCGUGAUGAUGAAAAUUCGAAAUAAAAACUAGCGAAAGAACGAGAAAGAUAAAAGUAAAUAGGGAAAAGACGGCGCGUGUGACUUUUGUACUAGUGCACCACUAUGCCACUGCCGUUUCCGCAUCGCGCAGGUGAUUACAAUCGUGAUUCUUUUUUAUUCGAAAACAAACAACACACACAUACACCUGAAGAAAACAAAGUGAAUAUAAUUCUUUAAGGGCCGCGCGAAGCAGCCUCGUUAUUUCAAUAAAUAAGAACGAACGAAUACGAGAGCUCCCGGGAGUUUUUUUCCACGCACCACUCUCUACGACAAAGCGGAAAUGAUAAAGUUACGAAAACCCUAUGAAGAGAGGAAAAGAGCGAGAGAGAGAUAGAAAAAUCUGAAGAAAAAAACGAACUAUUCAAACGAACAAAUAAACAAAAUGAAAUAAAAGUGAGCGAACGAACGCGAAAGGCAGUGGCGAGGCACCCAGGCUGUGAUACGUAGAGACAGUACAGAGACUAUAUAAGGAACUACCUGCACUUAUAUAUUACUAUAUACUUUCUAUAUACAAAUAUACAUCCAUGUGUCUGUAAAGACAAAUUUAUAUUCGUGUGGAUAUACAUUUGUGUAUAUAUAUAUAUAAAUAUAUAUAUAUUACCCGGCUACCCCCAAUUAUCGAUAUAUGUAAAUGUAAUGUAAAUGUUAUAGGUCAUAAAGUUAUGAGAAGUUAGAGAGAAACUGAGAGAGAGAGAGAGGGAAAAAACAGAAGAAUAAUGACAGAAUGCAGCAGGACGAAGCAUGAGGAAAUACACAUAUGUACACCGAAGUGAUUUUAAGGAUACUUUGCAACCGUAUUCACUGGCAGGAAUUUCGAGUCUUCGGAAAUUUCGACGAGCGAUGCUUGAACACCGAAAUCUUGAUAAUUUUAACAAAAUGAAGUCAAACAUAGUUUGGAAUAACGAGGCAGGUCGUUGAAAUCGGUGAAAAUCUUCGGACAUUUGCAACUGAUUGAGAAGCGUAUGCUCUAUAAAUAUAAAAAGCAAGUAAUGAGAGACGAUUGCUAAAAAUGAAAGGAAACGUCGAGAAUAAUCAGAAAAUUCGUUCCGUUCAACAGAAAUGAAUAAUUUUUUAUUCAACUAAAUUUAAAUUCUAUCAUAUUUUGAUGACUCUUGAACGUUAUCGUUCUUGAAAGUAUACACGCUUAUUGAGCUUGAGUUGGAUUUUCUUUGGAUCGUCGAAUGUCGAAAUUCUGACAGCACGAAAUUUUUGGCUGUGAAUAUCAGCGUGUACGGGUCCUUGGAACGGCUGGGAAAAAAUUUUUAAAAUUUGUUUGUUGAUUAUUGAAGAGAUAGACGAGAGAAAAAAGUAUACACGCGAAAAGAAUCUUAAAGAAAAAAUUGCGAUGGAGUCGAGAGGGAAAAAAUGAUGAAAUUGAAAAUAGAGAAAAAAAAAAAAAUUUGCGAUCUGCAGGGAGAACGGACACUGUUGAGCAGUGAUCCUCGGACGAAGAGAGAACCGAGCGCGAAAUACGGUAUACAUAAUGAUACGAUAGAGUCUAUAUCACACACUCACACGACCACACGAAACACACACAUGAAACACACAGACACAAACAUAGCAUAAUAAUAUAUUGCCAGCAUAUGUACGUUGUUUAUACGAGAAAAGAUCGAGCGAGCUGUACGAAUGAUGAAUUUUUGAAACAAAAUGAAAAAAAAUAAUAAUAAUAAUAAGAAGAAGAAAACCGGAGAAAUGAGAAAAAUAAAACUAUACGAAAAAAAUGAGGAAAAAUGAGAAAAACGGUAAUUUGAAAUACGAGUGAAUGCUUUGCGUGUUUUCGGAUGAGAACAAUGUCGGGAUUGCCUAUUUUUCCGAUAUCGUCCAAGUAUUUUGAAGUUUCCACCGGAUUUUAUAAUAUUUUUGUUUUAGUCUCACGCUCAUUUGCUCAUUCGAGAUUGAAAUGUCAAAACAUUGAGAUUUUUUGGAAAAUACGAAACGAAGCACACGAGCGAUCAUGAGAUGUGCGAACUGCAGCAGGGACAAAAUUUCCUGCUCGUAAACUAGUGCAACUUUUCAAAGACCCGGACAAAAAUUGAAGCAACUUUUCAAAAUUUGCGAAAUAACUUUUUUUGGCAAAAAUGUCGCGAAUUAAAUGAAGUUUUGGUGAUUGAAUAAUGAGACUAUUCGGGAGAGCAUAGAAAAACGAAACACCGUGAAAAUUUAAUGGAAACUAAAAAAUACGAGAGGCGAUUGGAAACGUGUGGUGAGAAAUGCGGGAAGCCGCCCCGAGAAAAGAAAAGGGAAUAAAAUUGGUUGAGGAAUGUCGUGUUAGAAUAUAGAAAUAAAAAGAAGAAGAAAAAAAAGAAAUUAAAGUAUAAGCGAGGCUAGAAGAAGAAAAAAGGCAAGUAGGUCGUAGUGAACAAAAAGUCAGCUAGGCUAGGUGACCGAGUCAAGUGCAAAGCCCUGUGCCUUCAGCAGCGGACAUCGGCUCACCGACAAACGAAUAUAUGAAAAUUAACCGUCCGUUUUAAUUUUUUAAUAAACGAAAAAUGCAAAAAAAAGAACAAAAGAGAAACAAAAUAGGCAAGAGAAGGAAGAAGAUAAUGGAGGAUAAACAAUACGAAAGAAAACGAGAGAGCACGAAAUCCUGGAUAAUCAUGAAAUAUUGUGAGUCUUUUUCGAACGGGAGUUCGAGAAGGACCGAUCAUUUUAUUGUGGAGAAUAAGGAGGCAAAAAAUGGCGUGUGUGGUGAGAGCGAGCGAGAGAAUAUCGAUGUGGGAGGAAAACGAAAUAUAAUGCUUAACGAUAUUUGUGUGAGCUGAUUGGAAAAGGGCGCGUUUAUUUUUCCGUUCGAGUACGAAACUAGCAUCCGUGGAGACUCUGUUUUAUUUGUCUAUUUUCGUGUAUAACUCAAGCAAAAAAAAUGGAAAAAUGGGUGUGUGUUUACUGCGGAAUUCCGAUGACUACACGAGAGAGCCAGAUUCAAAGUGAGAAAGCGUUGUAUUUCUAAAAAGAGAAAAGUUCCAAUGGACGAAACGAUAUGAAUUGGGCGUGGUACGAACGACGCGUAUGAAGCGAAAAGCAGAACAAAAUGAAAAUCUGCGUCGUUUAAAAGCAACGAGGUUUUUUUGCAUUUCAGGUCUAACGGGAGCCAAUGAAAAGAUCAGAAGAUCAAAAAUCUUGGUUAACAGUAUUAUGAAAAGCAUAAAAUUUUGUCGCCUUCAAACGACGCCAAAUUUUUCGAGACCGCUUCUUCAACGCCGAAAUAAAAUACCGAGUUAACGAAGAAACUUGUCAGACAAACUACACAAAACACAAAAACACACGUAUAUACACGAUUUUCGUGAAGGGAAAUGAUCGAGAAAGCAUACGAAGAGAAAAAGGGUAGUGAAUAACUGGAAAAAAAAAACUCAUGGUAGAGAAGGAAGGAAGAGACACCAGAAACAUACGCUAAGAUUCUCGAUGUUGUAAAACUGUAAACUCUAUGCUAUUAACUGAUUGUAAAGAAGAAAAAAGCGCAGUUGUUAUUCCGUAGUUCUACAACGCAACGUAAAAUUACGUCAUAAUUCGUGUAAACGUGAAUAAGAAACGUAAAAGAAAAAGACACACGAACACACACACACACACACGCGCGAAAUUACAAAAACGCUGAAGAAAGAUACAAAUUUUAUUCGCAACGCCGAAGAAGACGAGGCGAAAAAAAAUCCGAAAAACUUGAGGAACAGUCGCGUUUCGAAGGAAAAAUAAUAUUUCCCGGGCAGCCAUCGCUUUGGAAUAAAAUAAGCGCAAACACAAAAACACUCGAAACACGCGGAAACAAAAAAGCACGUUUUUUCGUAUUAUAAGAACUUGCAUGUCGUGGUUAUCGAUAAGUGGCAUGUUAUUUUACAUGAGGCGUUGAAAAUACAAAACACACACACACACACACACACAGAAGUGAUUUAAAAAUUCAAAAAAAGUCACCAUGAAGCCGAACGAGCCCACGGGGACUCGCGAGAUUCCAAGUCAUGUUCGAUACAUAAAAAUAUAAACGCUAAAAAGUAUAUACAAACGUUAAUAGAAUGAGAGGAAGCUAUUAAAAACAACUAAAACAAUUGGAUACCCUCGUGCUUGACGAGCCAAGAGGUAUUAUCAUCAUUUUUUCAACCCGUGGUGAUUAUUGGAAUCGGCAUCAGGACUGAUUUUCUCGCAGCAGGCACACGCGCCCAACACUCCGCGUCACGCCCUCGCGAUGUAAUUUCCUGAGAGACGAGGAAAAGGGGGGAGGGGGGACUGGACUGCAAAAAUGAUAACUAAAAAUAUUUAAAAAAAAAGAAAAAAAACUACGUAACGCCGCAAGGCAGACACUGCCACACCGCAGAGUGGAACGCGAAUACACCACGUUGACGCUCGUCAAAAUAGCGAUUUAAAAGAAUAAACAAAAGCGAAAUACAUAAAAAUAUUUGAAGAUAAAAAAAAGAGAGAAAAAGAUUCUAUCUGUGCGAAAAAGUGAAAACUAAUGUACUCGAGGUUGAAAGAAAUGAGAUAAAGUAACAACAACAACAACAACGACAACGUAUUUGAUCGCGAAGUAAUAAACAGAUAAAAUAAUCGUCACCCCGCUGCUCAUCGAGUUAAAUUUUCGUCACGAUUUAAGACACUCUUGUAGAGAGAUUAUUUUAAAAUCACUCGAGAUAGGAAAACAAUCGAGUCUCGCGAACACACUCCUCGCGCUCCACCAACACCACAUCUCGCCUAUAACCUCAAAACAGUUGAAUAAUCCAGAGUCGAAUAAUCAAUGAAUAGAGAAAAUUUAAAUCACAGGAAAAGAAUGACGAUGUCGAUGAAGUGUCGCAACAUCGUGACGACGCCAGUUGCCUAGCUCCAAACUCGCUCAGAGAACGCGAGAUUCGACCUUUUAUUGAAAAACAAAAGAUAGAAUUCGUUAAUUUUAAGCACUCAUCGCUCGUAUUAUAAUAUCGCGCUACACCCGAUUGCAUUAUCCUCGUGCGUUCAAAUUUUACGGAUUAUCGAAAAUGAGACAGAGAGAUUUUUUCGUUCAGGCAAAUCCCUUGUUUUAUAUAAAUAUUACCACGUACGUUAAAUUCGUUUUUAGUGUCAAAAGUCCGGACCCAAUCGAGAUCUCAAUUUUCCUCUGAAAUAUGUAAAGUCUCAAAAAAACUGUAACGAUAAUAUUUGUGUGACAUGUUGCACGGAGUUGUCACGGGAACACGGACGGCGGGUCGCCUAUUUCUCGUUUAACCUCACUUUCGAAAGCCGAAUUUCUCUUACUCGUUUUUCUUUCGAAACUCUCGUAGCACCCAAUUCUUCACUACGAUCUCGUCCACGUACAUUCAUUUAUUCACAAAAGUAUUACCCAAUUUUUAACUGUUCGUGCGCGCACGCGUCACUCGUUUGUUCGGAUUUACAAAGAAACAUAAAAAAAAAGGUUACGAGAAAAAAAGGGAAAAAAAGAAACCAAAAGGUAGAAAUGAUGAAGUAACAUUGCAAUUCUACGAUCACUGCCAAGGGCGUUACUGUUUGACGUCGGUUUCGUUGUCUCUUAGAUGUUGUGUCGUUUUUCGGCCUCUCACGCGCGCGCGCGCUCGUUACGGUUUUUCGCGCCAUUUGUAUAUUCGGAAAAGCGUGUGUGGGUGAUUGUUCAUGAUACUGCCAAGCGUAGAGUCGAGUCUCUGUGUUUAAAAGAUGAAAAAUAAUUUAAAAAAUCGUAAAACAAACAAACAAACAUAAAACUAUAAUACUCUCCUUCCCCGCGCGCGCUAUUCGAUAUGACAAAUCGAAAGGACAAAGAAACGAAGAAACACAAGGAAAAUAACAUCGAGCCCCAUUGUACACGACAGUUGGUGAGCAUUUUUUUAUUCGAGACGUGAGAGGAUUAGACAAAAAAACGUAAACAAAAGAUUAAUAUUAAUCGUCCUAUCGAUGUGUAAUCGCAAUUUUAACGCGUACAAAGAAAAAAAAGACUCUCAUUUGGACCCGCCCUCCUCGAUUUCCGCACAGAACGAGCCGAAUGAUAGAAAAUAAACACACGCGUACACACACACACACACGACACACACACACAUCGUGGUUGUAUUCAACCAAAUUAUUGCAUUUUAUCUCCUUCUUUCCUCGUAACGGCGGCAUACAUUCAUUUUUAUAACCUUUAUCACACUCAUCGUUGCAUGAUUAAAAUAAAAACAAAAUUCUUCGCCGACCCUUCAUAAGUCGCUGCGAAUACCCUACUGGAAAAAACUCACCGAAAGAACAGAACGCCUUGAAAAAAGGUUACCCCCUCCAUCCCGAACUUUCGCGGAAUAAUACUUUCGACGGAGCUUGUUUAUCUCUUUCUUUGACAUAUUGCUCCACUUUCAAAACUAGACUCUGCCUCGAUGAUCGUAGUGACGUACGAAGGGUUAAAAACAAACACACACACACACACAUUAAUAUCACGGACACAAUUUGAAAAAUAAAAGUUGGUGUAAUCGCACGAGACACCGUGAACAAAGAAAUAACACAACGAUCGAAGCGCCACAUUAUUCGGCAUAACGAUUCGUCUGUUACAAAACAUAACUUGCUCUAAUGUAUUGUAUUAAAUAAAAGAGAAAAAAAUGAAAUUAGUUAAAUUUGAAAAGGGGCUGGGAAUGAGCAUCGGGCAAUAAUGGCCCUCGACGUGGCAGCUCUCGAUUGGCAAUUGAAAAUUUGGAAUAAUUCUCCGGGAAAUACUAGUUUUAUUUCUCUGGCCAACGAGAAUACGAGAAUGUACGUUGUCACAUAGCAAAAUUAUAUUUAGCCGGGAUAAAUUCUGUUGUGGAAGUGAAAUUGGUGCUUUGGAAUAAAUUAGACUGAAUAAUUGUUGUACGUUUUCGAAUGAGAUUAACGUGAGAAUAAAAUUUUAAAGACGAAGAGAAAAAUAAGGAAAGGUUAUCGGAAAUAUCAAAAAAAUUCGGAAUUAUGCCCCUAUGAUUGGAGAAAAUUUAUAUUUCUUUUUAGAGAAGAUAAAAUAAAAGAUAACCCAAAGUUUUAUGCACGCGCUAUAGUUGAUGCACGAUCGUGAAAAUAAUAAAAAAAAGAACAUUGUACACAUUCGUUCACACCAAUGCAAACACGCCACACAAAGCGAAGAAAUACGUAUACACGCGGAGGAAAAUUUGCGUAAAUUUGAUCAGGAAGUUUCGUCGAUACGCGAGGGAGUCGCGCCCAUUUUUUUGCACUCGCCCGGUGUAUGUAUUUUUUUUACAUUUUUUUUCUAACGAGGCACGAGUCUUCUGAGAAAAAACACUGUUUCGAGAGAAUUCACUUAUCUCGUUGAAAAAGAAGACGACAAACAAACGAUAAAAAUAAUGAAACAAAACAAACUGGCGAGAUUUGCGUGUGUACAUCAAUAUUAUAUUCUAACGGUUAUUAAUGAAUAAUAUACAAUAAUUUUAAUGAUUAUAAAGGUCCUUCAAACGUAAGCGUUUAUGAAGAAAAUUUAUGGGCAAGCAUGAGUCUGAGAGCGACAGCGAGAUGGAAAAAAACAUCAAAUUUGAGGGUGUGCAAAGCUGCGAUUGUCUAUUUACAUUUGAUACGGUGUGCGAGUUAUUUUUUUCUUCCUUUUUUUCUUCUAACGUCUACGCUGUACUAUUUCGCUGCCCUCGUAAUUGAAUUUUCGAUGAAGUUUUUUUUCUUAGAAAAAACGAACCCAAUUAAUUCUUACCCAAUUGUAUAAUAAUUCCUGAUUGAGCUUUUUUUAUCAUUUCGAUUCAAAAUUACUUCAAGGAUGAUUCUAUUUCGCAUUCACUUUUCAUUUUUGUCCAUCACACACAUCACUUUUAUGCAGCUGAACGCGAGGGCAGUAGUGCAGCACGGAUAAAAGUCUUUGUCUUUGUAUUUUUUGGUGGAUAAGAAAAAAAGGGAGAAACGAGUACGAAAAAUCUCCGCGAAGAGGCGCGCGAGACAGCGUGUGCAUUGGCGUCACGUCAAAAAGAAAUGACCGAUCGAAAGUAUGGAGAAAGAAACUAGAGAAAAAAGCAAAAGUGGGGAAUGAAGGCGCAUCGAUUGUUUGUUGAUGGAAGUAUUGUGAAAAAUUUCGUGAAUUUCCCGUUGCGGGAUAAAAAAAACGACGUCAUGCGAAUGGAAGGAAAAUAAUGGAAGCGACACAUAAUAUUGACAUUUUGUAAAUAUAGCGAAACGAGAAAAAAAAAAGAUGAAAAAAAAACCCGUGAGAAAAAAGAAUCGAAGCGGAAGAUAUAUAAAUAUACACAACGGGUAUAUAUGAAAAAAAAACUUAAUCUUUACACGAGCUUUACUCCACCUUAUUCUUCUUCACGAUCCACUCAUCUUUCAUUUCAUUUGUUCUGAGACAGUUAUUUUUCAAGAAAAAACCUUUGUUGACAAAAUUUGACUCGUUCCGACAACUACUGCGACGCGAGAAGUCGCCACCGGAAAAUCAGCUGUUUCACGCUCGUUCGCGCGCGCAAUUGCAAUUGGCCAAGAUUGCCAAUAAUAACAGACAUAGAAAACAUGUAUUAUGGUUUUUUUGUAUUUUCAUUGCAAUAAUGCAAAAAUUCUAAUCGAUUACGACAUAAUGCUGCUUCUAAAAAAGAAGCACUUGUAAAUAGCUGAUUAUUCGGUCACAAUUCCGAUCGGCGUUUUCGAGUAAGCAAAAAGAAAUGAAGAUGGCGAUACUUAGCGUACAAUCAUGGCCGCUCCAAAGUGACAUUUUUAACUCGAGAAGGUUGGAUCGAAUCAUCGAAGGAAAUAAAAUAAAAUGAAUGAAAAAAAUUCGACAUUAAAUAAAUAUAAGUUAUAUUCAAUUAUUAUGUAUAAAAAGUAAUUAUAUUGUUAUCGUCCUAUAUAACAAUUUAUAUAUAAUUAUCGAAGAAUUAUAUAAAUUUUGUUAUCUCAAGUAUAUUAAUUUAUGAAUAAUUAUGUAUACGUGUGUACAUACAAUAAUACAACAAUCUGUUUAUAUUUAUUUGUGUGAAGCUUUUCGAUGUUUUGUGUCCUACGAUUUCACGCUCACGAUAGAGCCCAGUCUCUAUAGGGAUCGUGAUAUUUUUUCUAUCAGAUCGAAAUCUCACCGCAGCAGGCCCACAUUCUGCUUGAUGAUUUUUUUCCUUUCAUUUUCGUGCCGUUAUUAUUGACAAAAUUCAAUUAAACAUCGGGUGUUGAAUUUUGUCCUAAACACAAGGUGCACACGGACGACUAAACACUCACAUGUCACUUGUAGACGUGACCGUACCACUCGUAUACCAGGUAUCGUUGCACAUCUUCUCGCCCAGCUGCCAUACCAAAUCUCAAUAAGAACGUCUCUCAAUUAUUUCUCAUCUUCAGAGUGGCAUUUUAGUAUUUCAAUUUGGUCGUACUUCUCGAAUAAAAUGUCACUUUCGGCGCGGCCAUUUUCUGAACAGUUCAACUUACGGCCACCAGGAGCACAACCCGAAAAAAUCUGUCAUUUCGUUUACGACCAGAAGACAUUUCGGUUCGACAAGUUGCAUCGCUGUGUAAAAUUUCCAAAUACACGUGAAUUAAUACUCAGAUAAGCUUUUCACCGUGAAAACAAGCUUCACUCAUCGUUUUUCUCCUUAUUCCCACCGGCGCGGACUUGGUAUAUUGAAAAUAAAUUAUUUUAAUCGCAGAUAUCGAUAUUAAAAACCGAAAUAACCAGUGAUCUCAGAAUGAGAAAAAAAAGGAAAAGAUUCGCGCAUUGACACAAACGAGCGUUGAUUACACAUCACAGAAAUUCUUCUCCUGUAAAAGUCACACGAAGACACGGACGAACACGCAUAACACGGGAAACACGCAGGUGUUUCUAAAGAGAAUGUUCCUAUACGUCGUAAUGGUAUAAAUAACAAACAAAAAGAUAAAUAAUAAACAAAUAAAAGUGAAUAAAUAUAACGGAAGAAUAGCUUAUAUACAAAGGUAACGUGGAUUGAAGCAUACAUAUGAAUAUUUUUCUUACGCGCCGGCCGUCACUCCCCACGUAUUUACGAUAUAUAAAUAUAUCAUCUCGACUAGUGCAACAAGAAAAUACAAAUAGAAGGAAAAUAUAAAUAACAAAACACAAAACUGCGCGAAGUCCCAAAAAAACGUAACUAUGUUAUUUAUUUUUACUUAUAUUUUUCGUAUACAAAAUCAUAAAAACCCGAGGAAUUAAUCCAAAAAUUGGCAAAAGAAAACUUAACGAAAUGAAAAACAAAACUAGUCCACGCGCGACCAACGUGCGUGGAAAGUGAGUGAACUCUCUUCGUUUUUCGAGGUUGAAUCGCUACGUUAAAAUGAAACAUGAGUGAUAAAUACCGGUAUAUACAUACAUAUAAAUAUACGAUACAUAAACAAAUAUAUAAAUAAAUAUAUACUUGCAUAAUAUAUUUUCGAACGAUGAGGGCGAGACGCUUGGGUCACCGUGAGGUCGAUGCCGCGGCUCGAUUUCUCGCAUUUUAUUGUCCAACAAUUCCGAUUAGGAAAAAAAAUAAACCGUAAUGAAUACUAAAAUAUUUGGAACCCUUUUCCAAAUCCCUUUUCGUGAUUGAGUAAGUAGCGAAAAAUCAUGUGACAAAAAAAUCCCCUGAACCUUGCGGUGAUUCUAAAAACUGCGUCAAUCUGCUGACAUAUAACGGGGCGAUUCGACCUUGAGUCGAAAAACGUGUAAUUCGUAGCGCAGUUUUGUGUGAUUUGUCUCUUUGGAAGCACCUCCGAAUAUGGAAGAGGCUCGAACCCAAUACCAAUACAUAAUUAUUUGACAAAAGUCUUAUUCUCAGUGACCGUUUUCAGAUAAUGUUUUCCAGGCUCAAAAAUACGGGGAAAUGGGCCCGAAGAAAUAAACAAACGAUACACAAACACACACUUACACUUGUACACGCUAAUGUACCGUGGAAUAAACAAAUGAAGGGCAUGAGGAGCCACGAUUCUCGUUGGUUCGAAAGUUCGAAUAUUAUUAUUAUUAUUAUUAUUAUUAUUAUUAUUAUUAUUAUUAUUAUUAAAUUUAUUAUUAUCAUCAUCUUUAUUAUUAUUAUUAUUAUUAAACGUAGUUGUACAUUUCGAGAGAAAAACGAGUUUUAUCUUAGGUCGUAUCGUGUGUGAGAAGAAAAAGGACAGUGUGAUGAAAAUAUGAAGCUCCGCCCGAAACGCGGCAAGGAGAAAUGACAAGGGGAGGGGGAAGGCUGUUGAAGCGAGGCAGAAAAAUAUAAAUUCGCAAAGUAUAAACAAUGUACAGGAGCAGAAAAGUGGCUCUAGAUGUAUUAUUAAAAUGAAUAAUAUUAACGACGAUUAUGCAUGAUAAUGUAAUGUUGUUUUUUUUAACGAGAGUUCCGUUCGAUUCGUUUAAUCGCUCUUCGUUUUUAUUUAGUUGACACUUGGUAUUGAUAAGUGACAUAGUCGAGUGCGCGAGAGAAAAAGAAUGAGGGAGGGGAAGAGGGCCGCAGUGACUCUUCCUCGGUCUAGCGAGAGCUGUCAUUCUUUAAUAAAAUACGAUUAAUUUUCAAUUGUUAAUGAAUUAAAUGAAAAUAAAUAUGAAAUAAUGAUUAUAUUAAUUAAUCCUUAUUGGACCGUGCAAUAUGUACAAAUUUCGACUAAAUUACCUUUUUAUAUGGAUAUUAAGUAGGCCCAACGUCUGCAAGAAAAAGAUAAGGAAAGAGAGAAAUGCCCCGUUUAUGAAAGAAAGAGAGCGAGAGAGAGAGAGAGAGCGCAAGAAAUUAAAAUGCGUUUAACGGAAACAAAAUGAGAAGGUCAAAGCGAAGCCCUCUGUCUGUUGUAUAUUAUUUUUAUUUCCACCUUUUUUACAUAAAAACAAGCAAGAUCGGCAUCGACCAUGCUAAUUGUAUGGAUGAUAUGUUCCAAUACUAGAGUAAAUCUUUCAACAAAUA
Venturia canescens is the source of this 18615-nucleotide messenger RNA. RefSeq names its product ecdysone receptor-like (gene Ecr). Gene Ontology annotation, biological process: ecdysone receptor signaling pathway; negative regulation of transcription by RNA polymerase II; positive regulation of transcription by RNA polymerase II. The transcript is spliced from 7 exons. Gene Ontology annotation, molecular function: nuclear receptor activity; RNA polymerase II cis-regulatory region sequence-specific DNA binding; ecdysone binding. The record is from RefSeq and is a predicted model, not a curated record. Gene Ontology annotation, cellular component: nucleus. The coding region runs from base 4349 to 6502 and encodes 717 amino acids. Lineage: Eukaryota; Metazoa; Arthropoda; Insecta; Hymenoptera; Ichneumonidae.